AUGUCUCAACAACAUUAUUUUUGUCCACUGUGUAUUUCCUCAAGCGCUUUCCACAAUUAUCGUACUUUAUUUACACAUAUUCGCCAUGAACAUCGUGAAGAAUCGUCUUUCAAUAUUCGCUGUGAAUUAGGUGCGCUUUGCGGAUCUCGUUAUUCAUCGUUUGAUAGUUAUCGUAACCAUAUUUACUGUUGUCAUCGUUCUCUUUUCGGUUCAUUUGACAAUAAUAAGACUGUAUCAUCGAAUAUUGAUGAUAUUGUGGAUGAUUUUGAGAAUUUAUCUUCUCAUCCUACUUUUAGCAAUCAAUCAGAUGUUAUUAAUGAUCCUGAAUCAUAUAUUUAUCCAGAUGAAGAACUUGACGAUACAGAUCGUGAAUUUCUUAAUUUCGACUCCACCAUCUUUUCUAUUACUAAUGAACAACUUAAUUUCAGCAAACUUGCAUAA
Molecule: messenger RNA, 441 nt
Organism: Rotaria sp. Silwood2
Lineage: Eukaryota; Metazoa; Rotifera; Eurotatoria; Philodinida; Philodinidae
Source: the annotation of a GenBank genome assembly